UGGAAUGUUAACUUCGCACUUGGCCGAUGUGCGCCUAACUUCCGAUUGAUUGUCCGCACAAGCCUCUUACACAAGUGUGAAAGAGACAAAAUGAGGCUGACAAUAGUGGAGUGGAAACGAGACGAAGGAUAAACUGGUUCGUAUUGUAAUACUGAUAACACGAGUAUAGGAACGAGGUAGGGAGAUCUCAGGCCGGCCUGUCGUUGUGCACAGCUCGACAGCGCCGGACUAUUUACAGCCGGCUAAACUAUAAAACACGUGGUCCGUGUGAACCUUUAAAUCAAAAAUGUCACAAGAAGAUUUAAGUUGCGAAGUGGGUGGUCCGUGCAGUCUGGUGCUCAGCGAUGGGUCCGUAUUCCACGGCAGGAGCUUCGGCGCGCUGCUGCCCGCGGAGGGUGAAGUUGUAUUUCAGACCGGCAUGGUGGGCUACCCUGAGUCGCUGACCGACCCGUCGUAUCACGCGCAGCUGCUGGUGUUGACCUACCCGCUGGUGGGCAACUACGGGGUCCCCGAGGAAGCUGAGUGCGAUGAACACGGUUUGCCAAGGUGGUUCGAGUCAAGUCGCAUUUGGGCAGCUGGCCUGAUUGUCGGAGAAAUAAGUAAACACGCAAGUCACUGGCGCGCCAAGAAAUCCCUGGGUUCCUGGUUAGCUUCGUACAAUAUCCCUGGGCUCUGUGACGUUGACACCAGGGCACUGACAUGCCGGCUGCGAGAGGGCGUGACUUUGGGCAGAAUUAUACAAGGGCCGGUCCCGUCUGCCCUGCCGCCGCUUUCUGAUCCCAAUAAGAGGAAUUUAGUGGCAGAAGUAUCCGUCAAGGCUGAGAAAAUAUACAAUACCAAUGGUGACGUGUCGAUUAUGGCUGUAGACUGUGGCCUAAAAUACAAUCAAAUAAGAUGUUUGAUUAAAAGGAACGCCAAAGUAACCGUAGUGCCGUGGAACCAUAAGCUCGAUCCACAAAAUUAUGAUGGAUUAUUCAUAAGCAAUGGCCCAGGCGAUCCAGAUGUUUGCAAAAGUGUUGUUGAAAAUAUUCGCAGUGUUGUCAAAUCCGUCAACGUAAAACCAAUUUUUGGAAUUUGUCUCGGUCAUCAACUACUUUCAACUGCUGUUGGAUGCAAAACAUUCAAAAUGAGGUAUGGCAACCGUGGACAUAAUUUGCCCUGUACACACAGCGAAACAGGAAGAUGUUUUAUGACAUCGCAGAACCACGGCUUCGCUGUAGAUAGCAGUACUUUACCACAAGAUUGGAAAACCCUAUUUACCAACGAGAAUGAUAAAACUAAUGAAGGCAUCAUACAUGAAUCCAAGCCUUUCUUCAGUGUACAAUUCCACCCAGAACACACUGCAGGACCCACCGAUCUGGAAUGUCUAUUUGACAUAUUUAUUGACUCAGUAAAAGCUUUCAAAUCAAAGCAACCGUGCGUUGUCAAUAAGAUGAUUACCGACAAAUUAACAUUUACUCCUACUAUAAAUGAACGACCAAAAAAGGUUCUCAUUCUGGGUUCUGGGGGUUUGUCUAUCGGCCAAGCCGGAGAAUUCGAUUAUUCAGGCUCUCAAGGCGUCAAAGCUAUGCAAGAAGAAAAGAUUCAAACGGUGCUAAUCAAUCCCAAUAUUGCAACAGUGCAAACAUCUAAAGGAUUAGCUGACAAAGUUUACUUUUUGCCUAUCACUCCCGAAUAUGUAGAACAGGUUAUUAAAGCAGAACGUCCGACGGGCGUUUUGCUUACCUUUGGAGGACAGACUGCACUGAACUGCGGCGUACAGCUCCAAAAAUCUAAAGUUUUUGAGAAGUACAACGUAAAAGUUUUGGGAACACCCAUACAAUCCAUAAUAGACACAGAAGACCGAAAGAUUUUUGCUGAAAAAAUCAAUGCGAUUGGUGAAAAAGUGGCCCCAAGUGCAGCCGUAUUUUCUGUGGAGGAAGCAGUGUCGGCGGCUCUUCAAAUAGGAUACCCUGUGAUGGCGCGCGCUGCAUUUUCAUUAGGUGGCUUGGGAUCAGGAUUUGCCAACAACGAGGAAGAGCUAAGAGCCCUAGCACAUCAAGCUUUCUCACAUUCUGAUCAACUAAUAAUAGACAAGUCUCUCAAGGGAUGGAAAGAAGUCGAAUAUGAGGUGGUUCGCGAUGCUUAUGAUAAUUGCAUUACAGUGUGCAAUAUGGAGAACGUGGAUCCAUUAGGAAUACACACGGGAGAGUCCAUAGUUGUUGCGCCGAGUCAAACUCUCUCGAAUCGGGAAUAUUAUAUGCUAAGGAAUACUGCUUUGAAAGUAAUAAGACAUUUCGGCAUUGUUGGAGAGUGCAACAUACAAUAUGCUCUUAAUCCUCUUUCUGAAGAAUUCUACAUAAUAGAAGUCAAUGCUAGGCUCUCGAGAAGUUCAGCUUUGGCGAGUAAAGCUACGGGUUAUCCAUUGGCAUAUGUUGCAGCGAAAUUGGCCCUCAGCAUUCCUCUGCCAGAAAUAAAGAACUCAGUGACAAAAGUAACCACAGCUUGUUUCGAACCAAGUUUAGAUUAUUGUGUUGUUAAAAUACCAAGAUGGGACCUGGCAAAGUUUACAAGAGUCAGUACCAAAAUUGGAAGUUCUAUGAAAAGUGUUGGAGAGGUUAUGUCUAUUGGAAGAAACUUUGAAGAAGCGUUUCAAAAAGCGUUACGUAUGGUUGAUGAAAAUGUUAAUGGGUUUGACCCCAACAUAAAAGAAGUGAAUGAAAAUGAACUGAGGGAGCCCACAGAUAAGCGAAUGUUUGUUUUAGCAGCUGCUCUUAAAAAUAAUUACACCGUAGAAAAACUGUAUCAACUGACACAAAUUGAUAGAUGGUUUUUAGAAAAGUUUAAAAAUAUUAUUAACUUUUAUAAUACCCUUGAGCGCGUCAACCAUAGCUCUAUAACACCAGAUAUGAUAAAAAGUGCUAAGCAAAUCGGAUUUUCUGAUAAACAAAUCGCUAAUGCUAUUAAAAGUACAGAAUUAGCUGUUAGAAAACUAAGAGAAGAGUUCAAAAUAACACCGUUUGUUAAAAAAAUUGAUACAGUAGCUGCUGAGUGGCCAGCAUCGACAAAUUACUUGUACCUUACUUACAACGGGACCCAGCACGAUUUAGAGUUUCCAGGAGGGUUUACUAUGGUGUUGGGAUCAGGUGUGUACAGAAUUGGAAGUUCUGUUGAAUUCGAUUGGUGCGCAGUGGGCUGCCUUAGAGAACUGCGAAAUCAGGGCAAAAAGACUAUUAUGGUUAAUUAUAAUCCUGAAACCGUUAGUACUGACUAUGACAUGAGUGACCGAUUAUAUUUCGAAGAAAUAUCAUUUGAGGUUGUUAUGGAUAUAUACAACAUAGAGCAACCGGAUGGCAUUGUACUAUCAAUGGGAGGACAACUUCCAAAUAACAUUGCUAUGGAUUUACAUCGACAACAAGCAAAAAUAUUAGGAACUUCACCAGACAUGAUAGACAACGCUGAAAACAGAUUUAAAUUUUCUCGGAUGCUAGAUCGCAAAAACAUAUUGCAACCACGGUGGAAAGAACUCACAGACUUAGAAUCUGCUACAGAAUUUUGUGAUGAAGUUGGCUAUCCUUGUUUAGUCAGACCUUCUUAUGUGCUCAGUGGAGCUGCUAUGAAUGUAGCAUAUUCUAAUCAAGAUUUGGAAGCUUAUCUCAAAUCAGCUAGCAAAGUGAGCAAGGAUCACCCUGUAGUUAUUUCGAAAUUCAUUAUGGAUGCAAAGGAGAUUGAUGUUGAUGCUGUCGCUGCUGAUGGUGUUAUUGUAUGUAUGGCUGUAUCCGAACAUGUAGAAAAUGCUGGAGUUCAUUCUGGUGAUGCCACAUUAGUAACCCCACCACAAGACAUAAACAACGAAACGCUAGACAAAAUCAAAGAGAUCGCGGGCAUUGUUGCGGAAACGCUUGAUGUUAGCGGUCCUUUUAAUAUGCAAUUGAUAGCCAAAGAUAAUGACCUCAAAGUUAUCGAAUGUAAUGUAAGAGUUUCUAGGUCAUUCCCGUUUGUAUCUAAAACAUUAGACCAUGAUUUCGUGGCGACGGCAACUAAAGUUAUUCUUGGAAUGCUAGUAGAACCUCUUGACGUCUUGAGUGGUGUUGGAAAAGUGGGUGUAAAAGUACCACAGUUUUCUUUCUCUCGAUUGGCUGGAGCAGAUGUUACACUGGGAGUAGAGAUGGCAUCUACGGGUGAAGUUGCUUGCUUCGGUGAAAACCGCUACGAAGCUUAUCUGAAAUCCCUUAUGAGCACAGGUUUCAGAAUACCUAAAAAAGCCAUAUUGCUAUCAGUCGGGACUUUCAAGCACAAAAUGGAGUUAUUACCCAGCGUACGAACCUUACACAGAAUGGGAUACAAACUAUAUGCCAGUAUGGGUACCGGUGACUUUUACACGGAGCACGGAGUAGAGGUUGAAAGUGUGCAGUGGACUUUUGAUCACAUUGGUGACCCAGAAGACGAUCGCUCAGAUGGCGAACUGAUGCACUUAGCAGAUUUUAUGGCGAGGCGUCAACUAGACCUUGUGAUUAACUUACCCAUGAGAGGAGGCUGUCGUCGGGUGUCAUCCUUUACCACACAUGGAUAUCGUACGCGCCGUUUAGCAGUCGAUUAUGCCGUGCCAUUGGUAACGGAUGUUAAAUGUGCAAAACUUUUAGUACAGGCGAUGAUGAAGUGUGGUGGCAUACCACUAAUGAAAACUCACACUGACUGCAUGACUUCACGCAACAUUAUAAAGUUACCUGGUUUCAUUGAUGUACAUGUCCAUGCCCGUGAACCUGGAGCAACGUAUAAAGAAGACUUCGCUUCCUGCACGGCUGCUGCCCUUGCUGGUGGAGUCACUAUGAUCUGUGCUAUGCCGAACACAAAUCCACCAGUCAUUGAUAAAGCGUCUUACGAUUACACCGCUGCAUUGACUCGUGUCAGUGCUCGUUGUGACUACGCUCUCUUCAUGGGCGCUUCAACCUCAAACUGUGACACUGUAGCGGAAAUGGCUCCUCAAGCGGCCGCCCUAAAGAUGUAUUUAAAUGAAACAUUCACCACAUUAAAGUUGGACGAUAUGACGGUAUGGCAAAAACAUUUACAAAAUUGGCCAAAGAAAAUGCCCGUCUGCGCUCACGCGGAACGCGAAAAAACCGGAGCAAUUAUUCUUAUGGCAUCUUUGUUGGAUCGCCCCAUUCAUAUUUGUCAUGUGGCACGUAAAGAAGAAAUUUCAAUUAUAAGGGCAGCUAAGGAAAGAGGGUUAAAAGUAACAUGUGAAGUCUGCCCACACCAUUUGUUUUUGAGUACGGAUGACAUUGACAGAAUAGGAAAAGGUCGUGCUGAAGUGCGGCCAGUGCUUUGCAGUCCUGAAGACCAAGCAGAACUUUGGAAAAAUAUGGACAUGAUUGAUGUUUUCGCAACCGAUCACGCUCCUCAUGCUGUUGCAGAAAAAAACGCAGAGAAACCUUUACCGGGAUACCCGGGCUUAGAGACCAUUUUACCUCUAUUGUUAAAUGCUGUACAUCAAGGACGACUCACAAUCGAGGACAUAAUUAAUAAGUUCCACAGAAAUCCGAGAAAAAUAUUUAACUUGCCCGAGCAACCUAAUACUUACGUUGAAGUUGACAUGGAUUACGAAUGGACGAUUCCAAAUAGCAUGGAAUUUACGAAAUCAAAAUGGACUCCGUUCGCUGGUAUGCAAGUUUGUGGGGCGGUCCAUCGCGUCACCUUGCGUGGUGAAAUUGCAUAUGUGGAAGGUCAAGUUCUCGUUCCACCAGGUUUUGGUCAAAAUGUCCGUGAUUGGCCAGCACCGAAAAAACAAUCCUUCCCAGUCUUUGCCAUUGAAAAACCGGAAAAAGAACAAAGCAGACCGAGUUCUGCACUUGAUUUUUAUAGCUCUGCUGAUUUCAGUCGAUUGAGUGACCUUGACAUGGAGCAAAUGGAACCUAAGCCAGAAGGAAAAUUAAAUGUGCACUUUGAAGCACAUAGAGGCGCUUCGCCUCUGCCUGGACAAGAACGCUUGACUUCAAAACGAGAAAGAUGUGAUAGUUCAUCUUAUUAUAAUCCUCCACAAGUAUCCGUUUCACAGCGGCAAAGAAGUGAUCUGUUUGGCAAGAGUAUUCUGACUGUAGACUCGUUUGGCAAAGAAACUCUCAACGACAUAUUUAAUCUUGCUCAGUUUAUGAAAACAAGUGUCAGCAAGGGACGCUACUUGGACGAUAUUCUGCGAGGAAAAGUCAUGUCUUCGAUAUUCUACGAAGUAAGCACUCGUACCAGUUGCAGUUUUGCGGCAGCCAUGCAACGACUGGGUGGUUCUGUCAUACACACUGACGCGACAAGCUCUUCAGCUAAAAAAGGAGAGACGUUAGAAGACAGUGUUGCAGUUAUGUCCAGUUACUCUGACGUAGUAGUACUCCGACAUCCGGAACCUGGAGCAGUUGCUCGUGCCUCACGCCAUUGCCGAAAACCUGUAAUCAAUGCUGGAGAUGGAGUGGGAGAACAUCCCACACAAGCAUUACUAGAUGUAUUCACCAUCCGAGAAGAAAUUGGUACAGUCAAUGGACUCACUAUAACUAUGGUUGGGGACCUUAAAAAUGGGCGCACAGUACAUUCGCUAGCCCGAUUACUUACACUAUAUCAAGUCAAUUUGCAGUAUGUUAGUCCACCAGGCCUUGGAAUGCCAAAACAUAUAACAGAUUACGUUGCGUCCAAGGGAAUACCCCAAAAAGUAUUUGAACGCUUAGAAGAUGUACUGGCAGAUACGCACGUCUUAUAUAUGACGAGAAUACAACGAGAGAGAUUCGAAAGCCAAGAGGAGUAUGAGAAGGCUCGAGGACUGUUGGUGGUGACGCCGCACCUGAUGACGCGCGCACGCCGACGCAUGGUGGUGAUGCACCCGUUGCCGCGCCUCGACGAGAUCUCGGCGGAGUUCGACUCGGACCCGCGCGCGGCGUACUUCCGCCAGGCCGAGUACGGCAUGUACGUGCGCAUGGCGUUGCUGUCCAUGGUUGCUGGCGUCAACCCCCUAGUGUAGAUUAGCUGUAGUGUGGCUGUGUAGAUGUAAUUUAGAUAAAAGUAUCAAUUGACGCAGUGACGAAUUUUUUUGUAGAGUACCUAGAGUAUGCCCCUAGUACAUAGUUAAUCUUCGGAGCUACUUGUACCAAGAAUAUUAAUCUUCGAAACUUGGAGUGAAGAAGUUUAUCCCAAAGUAAAAAGAAAAAUAUAUGAAUAGGUAUGUAGGUAUACUUCGCUGUACAUAUUUAAAAACCGAACAAAUGCGAGUCGGACUUGCCCAACGAGACAUCCACCGUGUAACUUAGUUUUGAUUUAUUUUUAACAAAUUUAUAGUUAUGAGAUAUUUUCCUGUACUUGUAGUGUGAUUUCAUAGUUCUAUAUAGGUCAAUGGGAAGUAAGUGUCGAAAUAAACAUUCAUUGUUAAUUUAAAAGUUUGAUUUUUUCACAGCUUCAAGGGACUGGGACUGGGACCUGAGUUUAUGGUUUGAAUAUUUUAUGGGUUGGUUUUAUAUGGUAUUAAUUUUAACUCGCCACGCGUUCCCAAGAUAAAGGGUCAAGACUGAAGACUGACAGAUGGACUGAUAACAAAGUGAUCCUAUACGGGUUCAGUUUUUUUUCCUUUUGGCGCGCGGAACCCUAAAAGUGAUCGGGUUGCAUUUUUUCCUUUUGAGGUGUCACAUCACAGAAUUUCUAACAAUGUUUUGUGACGUGAAAUGUGAGUAGGUUUGAAACAUCUUUAAACCUCGUAGGGUCCAGAUCCAAACCCAGAUUUAACGAGAAGUAUUAUGGCGCGGUGGCUCAUGUCUCUGUAACUAUAAUAUGCAAAAAAUUUAUAUCGAUGUUUAGGGAAAAUAAGCCAUUACUCGGAAUUGAAUGUACCUGACAGAGAUGGCGUUGAUUUUGCACUAGAAACGACGGAUUCGGUGUUUAAUUAAUGGAUGGAUUAAAAGUGGUGUCUUCUGAUAGAGCUUACUAAAUAAUCCAAAAAUAAAAUACGGGGGAUUCUAACAAACUGUAAAAAUUAAAAAUAUGGAAUUUUUCACAAAUAUUUUUGAUGACCGGUCUGGCCUAGUUCUAAUGAAGAAGAAUAAAAACUUAACAUUAUUUCAGAAUUAACCUUUACUUAAAUAAUAUUGGUUUGUCAUGGGCGACACUUUCACCAGAGCCUCAAGUAAACAAACAAACCAAGUAAGUAGUCGGUCAAAAAAUCAACAACAAAGUCCGAAUGAUGGACUAUUACUAGUACACUCUGCGAAGUAAAUCAUCAUAAAUAAAUAUUAUUAUAGGACCAUUGUGUGUGUGUAGAAGUUAUUAAUUAAAACCAUAUACUCAGGUUCUUGAAGCUUUGAAAAAUCAAAUUUGUAACUGUCGGUUUGCCGCAAAAAAUAUGUAUUUCGUUUUCACAAGGGAAUUAAAAUUUAUAGGGUAUUUACCGUUGACCUAGAACUUUGAAAUUUGGCAAAUAAUAUUAUCUUACACUACAAGUACAAUUAAGAUAAAAACACAAUCAAAAAUUCGUUAAUUUUAUAUGGAACGUGGGCGUGUCUGACUCGCACUUGUGCGGUUUAUUUUGUCUUUUAAAUUCAAUAAGCUUCUUGGCUACAACCAAAUUAUUGUUGUUUUCAAAAAGGUAGCUACCUAUCAAUCUAGAAUGGCAGUGAGUGCGAUAUUAUGUUUUAAAAUUAUAUAAAAGGUUAAAUGUUUAUCUUUGGCAUAGAAUACAAAAAUAGUUCUAUGUGCACAUAGAAUUCUCACUGUAUGGUAAAUCCAACAUUUGACAGCGAAUUAAGGUAUAAUUAACUAUCGUAAUCGCUAUCGUAUCGCUAGAGCUAGAAUCUGUCUAAGCAGACACGUAUCACACGUCCACUCUGUACAUCACUUAUCCCUAGUUUAGAGAAUAGAAUAUUUACAUAUGUAAAGCAUUUUUUUGGCAAAAUACCCUAAAUAUAAAAUCAAGUUUACUUUAAGUCAUAAUAUGUACACUGGGCUCGAGUAACCGACUCAUUUUAACCACGCAUUCCUGGGAUAGUAAGGAGCGAAAAAUGUGUUUUGGUCAAAAAUAAUAGUGUUUGAUAAAAAAAAAACCGGCCAAGUGCGAGUCGGACACGCACAGGAAGGGUUCCGUACCAUUAUCUAUAAAAAUGGUCACCCAUCCAAGUACUGACCCCGCACGACGUUGCUUAACUUCGGUGAUGAAGGUGAGAACCUCGAGAUUGGAAAGAAAUAUUUAUUUUAUUCUGUUUUUAGUAUUUGUUGUUAUAGCGGCAACAGAAAUAGGUACAUAAUCUGUAGAAAUUUCAACUGGCUAUCACGGUUUGUGAGAUACAGCCUGGUGACAGACGGACGGACGGACGGACGAACGGACAGCGGAGUCUCAGUAAUAGGGUCCCGUUUGACCCUUUGGGUACGGACCCUAAAAACUAACAACGAAUAAGUAAAGUUUUUUUUAUUUUUAUAUACAGAACAAUGUUGCGAGUUUCCUUUAAUACUUUAAUGCCCGUCAGUAGGUAUAUGUAUGCCUGAACCAAGUCACAUAGUGCCCGUAGUGGCAGCACUGGCAGCGUCGUAACAUUCGCAACUAGAAAGGUGUUUUUCACUGCGUUAUUACAGAAAAAAAAAAUCACAAGUAUUGUCAUUAUCUGUAAAACAAGACCGGUUUCAGAAAACUGUAGUAAAGUAAGCAGUUGUGUAAGUGUUGGUAUAUAAAUAGAUAAUAUAUUUUUCAUAUCACAUAUUCGGAAAAAGGAAUAAUUUCUUCCCUGCUAGGAGGGACCAAAGUGACACUUUUUUAGACUAGGGUAAUAUUUUUAUUAUUCUUUGCAUUUCUUUUUUUUCUUUAAUAAUAUUUUGACACAUGAUAAUUUCCUGAAAGGAGACGUGUAAAGCAGUGUAUGUGUCACAUGAUACCACAAUUAUUUCCACCUUGGGCGUUAAUAUGUAAUUUAGCAACUGCAUAAUAAAUAAAUAAAUAAAUAUUUAUUUAUUUAUUAUAACCAUUAUUUGGUAUAAUGUUCAUUUGAUAUAUAAGCCAUAUUAUAUAAUUACCGAUCGGAUAUAUAUUUCAAAAGAUAUUCCAACGCUUUAUAUAAAAUAUAUUUAUUUUUGUGUGCAAA
Messenger RNA from Cydia pomonella (codling moth), 10073 nucleotides. It is a transcript of the gene rudimentary, whose product is annotated as CAD protein. Gene Ontology annotation, cellular component: cytosol; cytoplasm. Bases 287 to 6979 code for a protein of 2230 amino acids. Gene Ontology annotation, biological process: L-glutamine metabolic process; 'de novo' pyrimidine nucleobase biosynthetic process; L-citrulline biosynthetic process. The transcript is spliced from 11 exons. NCBI's taxonomy places the organism in Eukaryota, Metazoa, Arthropoda, Insecta, Lepidoptera, Tortricidae. The record is from RefSeq and is a predicted model, not a curated record. Gene Ontology annotation, molecular function: metal ion binding; amino acid binding; ATP binding.